CGCAGUGCACUCAUGCUUCAGAUAUGCAGGUGACAGGGAAACAUCGACGCGAGACAUACUUUGCGUUCUGUUGUCGUUCUCUGUCGCGCACAUUCGGUCCUUUUCGUUCCACAGGCGCAGAGGGUCGACGCUAGUCGUCUCGGUGAAAAACCGAAAGCCAGUCUUCGACGAGUGAUGGUGAGUUAGAGAGGAGGUGCGCGAAUCUCUGGAAAACUGACGACAACUAACUGACUCCUGUUUCCAGUGAAUAAGAAAGACAAUGUGCUCGACAACAUUGACCAGUAACAUAGUCAGGGAAUGGUUGAAGUCGUUGUGUUUGGGCCAGUACGCGGACAGUUUUAUCGACAAUGGGUAUGACGAUUUGGAGAUAUGCAAGCAGAUCGGAGAUCCGGAUUUGGACGCGAUCGGCGUCUUCAAUCCGGUGCAUCGGACCCGAUUGCUUGAGUCGGUACGCACGUUGCGCGAAGAAGGAGCCGCUUCCGUAUAUUUCACAUUGGAGGAGACGGUUGCGGCGGUACAGGACGAGUGUUAUUGUGAUAGUGUCAGUGCCCAUUCACAAACUUCUUCGUCGGAGAAGGAAACAACCGUGACCGUAACAUCGGCAGCGGCAGCCGCCGUAAUCGCUAACGUUGGCCCAGCCAGUGACAACAGCGGCAGGAAUGUUGUAGUGAUGACCACGUCUCCCGGGUCAGAAGGAUCCUCCGGCAUCCGUCAGAUGGACGAGUACGAAGAGGGUAAAGCGGAAUUGGUCAGGAUUCCGCGGAUCAAGCUGCAAGCUCUUCUCCGAGACAAAUUGUCUCAGGAUGGGAUACGUCUCAGCUGCCAGCCAUAUUCCACCACGGAUGGCGAGAGGGGUUACCUAGAGGGCUUAGCGUCACGUUACGCUGACCUGUUCUGUACUCACUACGGGGACGUUUUGAACCAUCUUGAGGAGUUACGAAAGAAAGAACUGACCGAAAUUUCGUCGCAGGACAAAAGCUUGAGCACAACCCCAAAUAGAAAAUACGCUAACGUCACUGCCAUAUCGAACGCAGGAAUUACUUCAUCUCAAUCUCAGCCGAUUUAUGUGCCGGGGAAAUACUCGCCGUCGAGUUGCCUGAGCGAUAAAGAGGAAGAUGAAAUUUAUGGGUUCGGCUAUGGGGUUUUCGGUGUUCAAAUAGCCAGGCAGCAACAGCAACGAAUUAUGGCUGCAGCCGAACAGGGAAAUAACAGCCAACAACUCAGUCAGCAUUUCUACCAAACGUGUCUUAGUCCGCGGUCCGCUUUUUUUUACGAGUUUCCCCCAAACGAAAACGCGAAUUACGCAAACACGGGGAAAAAGCGGACGACAUUCUCCAGGUUUCUUCGGGGCUUGAAGACUGCUCAUCGAAAGGAGAAACACGGCGGCAGUUCCCCCAGGCACGGAAGGGCUACGUCGGGAGGCGCAGUACCUCAGAGGGUCGACACCCCGGACAGUGUCCUACAAAGUGGUUUGGGACUCCCAGCAGAUUUAGCGCAAAGUAACGUCCUCAGGUCUAUGAUAGAUCCUCGAGAUUAUGAUCGACUGAGAUAUUUGCAAAUGAACGGUGGAGGUCCAAGCACCUUCGAAGAAACAAUCUAUAGAUUAAAAGUCCAAGAGGCGCAGAAGAAACGUGAAAAAAUCACAAAAGAACAUGAAGAGAUUUUAAGGAAUAUUAGAGAAGGACUAAUGCAUUUAGGAAAAGGAACAUUCCGGGGACAUUUGACUGCAGACGACACGUACAUGUACGACGAAGACGUCCGUAUGUUGGCACCAGCAACGUAUGAUAGAGGCCAUUGGUAUGACGAACCACCUUACGAAAGUGAUCCCGAAGAUUUUCUGAUGAGAGGAAGUCCCGGGCCUACGGCAACAAUAGAAAAUGGCAGAGUGUGCUUCACGUUGAACCAAAGACAAGAGCAGUGUGCUGAAGGUAUAAUAUCGUUGCGAAGUGCAGGCGAUAUUUCACUACCAAAGGAAGGAAACGGAAGGGCUAUAACUGGACAUUCCAAAUGCAGGAAAUUACUGAUUUCUCGCAGAGAUGACGAAUCUCCGUCGCUAACGCGUAUGAGGGAAAGUGGUGAUUAUGCAGGGUCAGAUAUUCAAAGUGUUAGCUCAAGAAUUUCAACUUUAUCAAUGGACACUAGUCGUUCGGAUCAACUAGAACUGAUGCAUUUUGAUGAUAACCUUCGCAAAUACCACAAGAAGUGUGGUUUCACUGAUAGAUUACAGUCGCCAAAUCACAGUUCUGACUACGAAGAUCAAGAAGAUUACGACAGUUGUAAUCCGCAAAUUGCCACCGUUCAUGUGUCAGAUGAGGGAAGAAUGGGUGUAAGUAACUUAGUAGGAAGGGUAAGGGGAUUGAGGGAGGACGUGCAAAAGAAAAUAUCCAAAUUAAGGAACGAAUCGUCCACGGAUCAAGAGAAACGUUUCGAGCACUCAUUUCCGUGUUCUGCCAGUUCAGUGGAAAGCAUUCCCAGUGGUUCUGGUUCAAGCACUCAGGCUUUGGUAAGGGCGGGUAGCAACCACAGCUCGAUAUCAGUAGAAGACAUAGAUUCAAGCCCUGCAGACCCUCAAAUAAUAGGCCGCGCUAGGGCUCUGGUAGAUUACACCCCAACCCCUUAUGAUAAGGAAGCACUAAAAUUUAAGAAAGGUGAUAUUAUAGAUAUAUUAUCGAUGAAUGCGAGCGGCCAAUGGAAGGGAAUUUGCCACGGUCAAAAGGGCACGUUCAAGUUCAUAAACGUCGAACUAAUGUCCGAGAGGUCGGUGAGAGCAAAGAGGGAGCCCAAAUGGCACUAUCAAAUCAAAAACAAACCAAAGUCCGUCGAGGAUCUUCUUCAAAGGAUCGGAAUGCCAGAACAUAUUUCAGUUUUUGUCCUGAACGGCUACGAAGAUUUGGAAUUGUUCAAAGAAAUAGAACCUUCUGAUUUAGAUUAUUUGGGAAUUUUGAACUCGGAGCAUCGUGCGAAGCUGCUGGCAGCUGUGCAACUACUUCAUGACAUGGAUUCUGGAAGUGAAGGAGAUGUUGCGGGUUCCAGCAGCGAAGGCGACGACCAUAGCAGGAUUCGUCUUCUGUGUUCUACGUCCACCGAACCAUUUAGUCGUUGCCAUUUUUCUAGGGAGUCCGGCAGUUAUCCGGGGAAAACCCUCCACUGCCCAAAACUGCCCCCUUCGUCAUCUAAUCCGACACCAAAGAGCGAUUUCAACAACCUGGACGCCGUGGUCGAACAGUGCAGUAACGAAAUAAUAGCCAGGGUACGACAGUCUCACAAAAACACGCUCAACUUGAAGGAGGAACCGUGUUAUCAGCCGAACAUCACGGACAAUCCAAUGCCAAGUUUUCUUAACGACGAGAAGAUUCAACACGAAACUCUCGACCAACAAGGGAUGACAAAGGGAGCACGUAAGGGCGUUCGUCUGGAUGAAUUCGGUGCAGCCGAAGAUCAAAAACUGACGACAGUAAAAUACAUCGUGGGUGGGAAUAUAGAAAUGGGUAUUGGGGACACGAUGGUGUCUACCGCGAAUGUGAUAGGAAAGGGAGGAUGUUUCAGUGAAAAGUCUAGUGAUUCGGGAAUAAGCAGCAGCUCGAUGUGUUCGACUAAUACAAAAGAUUCUUUAAGACAGCCCUUAGCAGUUCACGCGGACAAUUUAAGUCGAUUUUCUGCUUGUGCCAAUAGAGCUUCGUCAAAAAUGACUAAGUGACAAGGUAACUAAUUAAUUUAUUAAUUUAUUAUAAACGAAUGCUUAGGAAACUUUUAAAAAUCGAGACAAAAAGUGAUAUGAAAAUACGCUGUAUGUAGUGAAUAAUUUGUAAAAAUGUAUAUUUUGUAAACUUAACUUAUCGUGCUAGUCUCACAUGUUAGCUGAAAUGCAAAAGAAGAUAAUCAAAAUCGAUUCGGUUUUAUUAAAUUAUUAAUUAUUAUUAUUAUAUAGACUGAAUUAUUACUUAAUAUUUGCGAGAUUGUUUGUUGUAAAUGAAGCAUAUCAACUGUUGUACAUACAUGUUUCCUUAUCCUAAUUGUAUAAAACAUGUAUGUUAUUCAAUG
This is a messenger RNA of Agrilus planipennis (emerald ash borer), 4041 nucleotides long. RefSeq lists its product as uncharacterized. NCBI's taxonomy places the organism in Eukaryota, Metazoa, Arthropoda, Insecta, Coleoptera, Buprestidae. The record is from RefSeq and is a predicted model, not a curated record. The transcript is spliced from 14 exons. Gene Ontology annotation, molecular function: protein binding. Bases 260 to 3697 code for a protein of 1145 amino acids.